AUGCAGCAACUAUAUGGUUCAAGAUGUAUGGCUAUGGUGCCCAGAGUGUUAGCCAGGAACUAUCAGAUAAAGAGCACCACUCGUAAGGUGUUGCCGGUGUAUCCAGUAUUGGAAAGCAAGAGUUCUGAUAUCAUCAAACAACUAUCGUUAAAGGAUUUGUCGACUCUAGAUCCCCAAGCAACCAGAAGAAAGUUGAUCGACAGGCAUGAUAAGGAUUGCAUUAAAGCCGGUGAUGUUGUUCGUGUAGUGUACGACGCCUCUAAAUGUAACCGUAGUACGGUUGUCGGUUACGUAUUGUCGGUUGACCGUAAGCAGUUGAUACAGGACUGCUCCCUGCUCUUAAGAAAUCACAUAAACAAAACGGCAGUGGAGAUGAGGAUUCCUGUAUUUUCCCCACUUAUCGACAGAAUCGAUUUGAUUAGAAGGGCAGAUGGCAAGAGACGCAGAAACAAGCAUUAUUACAUCAGAAACACCAGGCUGGAUGUAGGCGACUUAGACGCUGGAUUGAAAAAGAGAAAGUGA
Eremothecium cymbalariae DBVPG#7215 is the source of this 522-nucleotide messenger RNA. It is a transcript of the gene IMG1, whose product is annotated as mitochondrial 54S ribosomal protein bL19m. NCBI's taxonomy places the organism in Eukaryota, Fungi, Ascomycota, Saccharomycetes, Saccharomycetales, Saccharomycetaceae. Gene Ontology annotation, biological process: translation. Gene Ontology annotation, molecular function: structural constituent of ribosome. Bases 1 to 522 code for a protein of 173 amino acids. The record is from RefSeq and is a predicted model, not a curated record. The transcript has a single exon. Gene Ontology annotation, cellular component: ribosome; mitochondrial large ribosomal subunit.